Messenger RNA from Strongylus vulgaris, 666 nucleotides. Lineage: Eukaryota; Metazoa; Nematoda; Chromadorea; Rhabditida; Strongylidae. The record is from the annotation of a GenBank genome assembly.
AUGAGAUUGUACGAUCCUCGCGCACAACGGCGUCCAGUGAAAAAGAUUUCGUUUAUGGAUGUGCCGAUCACUGCGAUCAGUCGUUGCUACAAGGACAACCAUAUUUUAGCCGCUAACUCUAUUGGUGAAAUGGGAUUGUUUGAUUUGCGCAGCAAAGUUCAUCCUGUUUGUAAGUACAAAGGGCAAGCCGGUGCUAUUCGCUCCAUUGAUGCCCAUCCAACUGCACCGUAUGUAGCAACUUGCGGUAUUGACCGAUUUGUUCGAGUUCACGAUAUUGACACGAAAAAGCUUGCUCAUAAGAUUUACUGCAAAACUCGUCUGAAUCGAGUACUCAUUCGAUCUGAAUUACCCAGUCUCUUAACGGUCCUAGAAGGAAAUGACGAGCAGGAGUGGACCGAGCUGAAGAAAGAGAUGAACUGCGAAAGCGGCUCUUCGACGGGAAGCUUAUCGGAUGACGAUGCAUCGGUAGAUGAGGAGACGUGGGAGAGAUUGGCUGUAAGUGACGAUGAUUGCGGUUUGAACAACCGCCGAUCACGCAUUUUACACAGAAAGCGUAAGGAGGAUGAAGCGGUUGUGACCGAGGCGAAAGACGAUGACGAGGAGCCGGCAUUGAAAAAAAUGAAAAUUUCUAAACCAAAGAAAAGAAAAGAUGUUACCGCUGAUGAG